Molecule: messenger RNA, 954 nt
Organism: Ostertagia ostertagi
Lineage: Eukaryota; Metazoa; Nematoda; Chromadorea; Rhabditida; Trichostrongylidae
Source: the annotation of a GenBank genome assembly
AUGCGAACUUCCGUCCCUCUGGCGGCACGAAUAGGGCCAAUAGUGGCCCUGAUCUGUACCAUCAGCACUCUGAUUUCCUCAGUUGAGGGCAAGAGGAAACUCAAAGAACAGGAAAUCAUCCAACGUAUUCUCAACAAUUACGAUUGGAGAGUCAGGCCGAGAGGAUUGAACGCUUCCUGGCCAGAUACCGGUGGUCCCGUGCUGGUUACGGUAAACAUUUAUUUACGUUCAAUCUCAAAAAUAGACGACGUCAACAUGGAAUACAGUGCUCAGUUCACCUUUCGAGAAGAAUGGGUGGAUGCGAGGCUUGCUUACGGUCGUUUUGAAGACGAGUCUACAGAGGUGCCGCCGUUCGUGGUGUUGGCCACCAGCGAAAAUGCGGACCAAUCUCAACAGAUCUGGAUGCCGGACACUUUCUUCCAAAACGAGAAAGAGGCACGACGUCAUCUGAUAGACAAGCCGAACGUGCUCAUCCGAAUUCACAAAGACGGCUCUAUUCUUUACAGCGUUAGGUUAUCUUUGGUACUGUCCUGUCCAAUGUCGUUGGAAUUCUACCCGUUGGACCGACAAAACUGCCUUAUUGAUCUCGCCUCAUAUGCGUACACAACGCAAGACAUUAAGUAUGAAUGGAAAGAGCAGAACCCGGUCCAGCAGAAAGACGGCUUACGACAGUCGUUACCGAGUUUUGAACUGCAGGACGUGGUCACCAAGUACUGCACCAGUAAAACCAAUACGGGGGAAUAUUCAUGCCUGCGUACUCAGAUGGUGCUACGUCGCGAAUUCAGCUAUUACCUGCUGCAGCUGUAUAUCCCUUCGUUUAUGCUUGUCAUUGUCUCGUGGGUCUCGUUCUGGUUGGACAAAGACUCGGUCCCGGCACGAGUCACGUUAGGUACGGUAUGCUUAUCGUUGCUCUGUCAAGAUCAGAUGUAUGUAAGACAUGCCAAAACCCCAUGA